Pedinophyceae sp. YPF-701 is the source of this 1599-nucleotide messenger RNA. NCBI's taxonomy places the organism in Eukaryota, Viridiplantae, Chlorophyta, Pedinophyceae. The record is from the annotation of a GenBank genome assembly.
AUGUCGAGUUCAUGCCAGAUCGCCGGCGCGGCCAUAACCAGGCUAGCGGUUGGCAGCGCGGGCGUGCCCGCUGCGCUCCUCCCCGCCACGGUCGCGGCGCUCCGGAAGUUCUCGAGCCUCGCGCCGAACUUCGCCCCGGACUCCAUCGUGACCGCGAGCGCGCCGAAGCUGGACGCGCCCGGCGCCCCCGAGAGCGAGCGCCGACCCUUGCCCACCGCAGACAGCUCCGCCGGCCGGGACUGGACGCCGUCCAACAUGCAGCGCGUUUCGCGACGCACGUUCCGGCUCCUGGGCCCCCACUCCUGCGCGCGGUCCCGCGCGGAGGACCUGCCCGCGGGCGCGCUCCUGACCGCGCGCCAAGGCAGCCGCUACAGCAGUCAACCUUUGCGCUUCCCGGCGGAACAGGGCGCGACGGGGCACCCUUGCGCGAGCGAAAUCGAACAGAUGGACAUAGGAGAGGUCACCGAGCUGCCCGGGUACUCCGCGCGCGUGCUCCCGAUCACGCUCUCGCAGGGCGCGCAGCUCAAGCUCGCCUUCCCGGGCACCAACGCCAUCGUUUUCGUCAAAAAGUCCAGCCGCAUGGACCGCGUGGCCGUAGAGGUCCGCUCGCCCGGCCGGGAGACCCACAGCGAGAAGCUCGAGGUCACCGCGGGCGCCACGAAGGUGACGGUGCUGGAACGCAAGGGGGCCAACCUGGGCCGCUCCGGGCUCGUGCAGGUGACGGCCUGGAUCCCGGCGGGGUACUGCGGGCUGGACGUGGAGACGGGGGGCGGGGACGUGCACGUGGAGUCGAUCAAGGAGGCGGGGCUGACGGUGAAAACGUACGGGGGGGACAUCCGGGUGACGGCGAUGGACCAGGGGACGCACUGCCACCUGGACGCGGGGUCCGGGAAGAUCGGGGGGUCUUUCACGGCGGGCGACGUGAGCGUGGUGACCACGUCGGGCGACGUGCAGCUGUCGCGGGUGAUGGGCCGCAAGGUCAACAUCCGUAGCGCGUCGGGGCGCGUGCACUGCGCGUUCCUGUACGGCACGACGCUCGACGUCGAGUCCGGCGAGGGCGUGCUCGACAUCCUGAACAUGCACGGCGAGGACGUGGCGCACGCGCGCACGCACGGGCAGCUGCUGCACCUGGGCGGCGUGGAGGGCCGUGCGGAGGUCGACAGCGGCGGCGGCGACGUGCACAUGCUGCUGCACGACACGAUCAGCGAGGUCUCGGUGCGGUCCGGCGGCGGGUCGGUGCGGUGCUCCAUGGCGCCGUCGGCGUACGCGCACUUCGAGGCGCGGGCGAAGGACGUGAAGUUCGUGACGAAGCAGCUCCUGGACGUCAAGGUCGCGCGGGAGGCCGACGGGUGGUGGCGCGGGUCGAUCACCGGGUUCUCGCGCCCGUCGAAGAAGAAGACCCCCGCGCCCGACACGCAGGCGACCGUGCGGAUCGAUGCGGGCCCGGAGGCCGUCGUGGUGGUAGAACCGAAGAACUGGCUCGAGGCCGUGAAGGACCGCUUUGGACAGAACCAGUGGCGCCCCACGGAGCGCGAGCGCUACAAGGAGGACCGCCCGCCCGCGCCCGCGCCCGAAGCUGGCGCGGCACCGUCGACCUAA